Molecule: messenger RNA, 725 nt
Organism: Musa acuminata subsp. malaccensis (wild Malaysian banana)
Lineage: Eukaryota; Viridiplantae; Streptophyta; Magnoliopsida; Zingiberales; Musaceae
Product: transcriptional regulator TAC1-like
Source: RefSeq, a predicted model, not a curated record
CUCCUCACUGCUAUAUCUCUUCACUGAAGACCAAGCUCCAGAGUAGCUGUAUCUUGUCUUGUCCCUUCUCUUACACACACACAACAUCAUCCUCUUCUCGCAUAGAUCAACCCUCCUCGCUCUCGUUUGCCUUUGUACUCACCGUUGCUAGGUCAAGGCAGAAGAAGUCGUUCGGUCAUGGAAGGUGGCGAGAAGAAGCAAACGGAGCCAUCGAACGACGCGAUGGAUUCGUCGGAACCAGUGAAGGAGAACCCUGGCGCCGGCCGGUUCUACGAUUGCACGUUCUGCAGGAGAGGUUUCACCACAGCGCAAGCGUUGGGCGGCCAUAUGAACAUCCACCGAAAGGAUAGAGCCAGGACGAGAGUCUCCGGCAAGAAAGACGGUGAAGGAUCAGGUAGUGGCGGCGCUUCUUAUGACCCCAACGUGGACCACCAACGCUCUUAUCCUCCGGUGUCUCGUCCUGUGUGCUUCGUGUCAUCGAGUUCUUCGGGUCGAGAAGUAGCAUCACCACUUGGUGCCGACAGGAGUUUGCAGACCAGGCCGAGCGAACCAACUCGUUCUAGUGGCGAGGGGGGAUUGCUCCCACAGAUGCAUGAAAGGACGGUAAAGAAUAGAGGAGAGGAGGAGGAGGAGGAAGAUGAUGAGAUGGAAGAAGUGGAUUUGGAGCUUCGACUCGGCCAUGACCCAUGACUCACACUCGCUGCUUCACCACUCGGUUAGUCUAU